Anopheles darlingi is the source of this 1172-nucleotide messenger RNA. RefSeq names its product keratin, type I cytoskeletal 10-like. The coding region runs from base 452 to 832 and encodes 126 amino acids. The record is from RefSeq and is a predicted model, not a curated record. NCBI's taxonomy places the organism in Eukaryota, Metazoa, Arthropoda, Insecta, Diptera, Culicidae. The transcript has a single exon.
GGUACCACCGUUCAGAACCGUGUCUAUGCUCCGCGUGAUUAGGUAUAGAGAUCGAGGAGAGAGAAAGACGGUCCUCCAUACCCCGAAGACUGUACACCGCGAUCGCCGCGUGCCACCACCGAUCAACAAUUAGUCGCACCGGUUUGGCUGUGAAGUCGCCCAGCAGUAGCAGCAGCAGCAGUACUAGCACCGGCGCUCUAGUAACCGGCUUGCGCACCAAUCGCGCAUCAACCAAUCAAAAAAGUGUGAUCCCAGUGCCGUGCGUCAAUUAGCAAGCAAGCAGCCAGCCCAGACACCUCCAUUGUGGAGACCUAAAGCGAAGAGCACGUGGAUAGCAGCAGCAGCAGCAUACAGGUGCAACAUACCACCACAUUCACCACCAUAAACGGGGCUAACGUGACAACGCAGGUGUCAAAGCAGAUCCCCCUUUUGCCGGACGAAAUUCCAAAUCAUGCAUCACACACCAAGCACACUGGUGGCACUGCUGGUGGUGGCCGUGAUUGGGCUGCUGGCGCUCACACGUACCACUGAUGCUUCGCCCGUCCUGCUCGACAAGCUGUUCGGCUUUGCCGCCUACCAGCCCACCUACUCCGGUGGUGGUUACGGUGGUAACCAGUACUACGGUUACUACGGUGGAGGUGGUGGUGGUGGUGGUGGUAAUGGCGGCAACAGUGGCAGUGGAUUCGGUGGUACCCGGGCCACCAGCGCAUCAUCGCAAAAGCGGCAAGCGAAGGGGCGCGACUAUAAGGACAUCUGCCGGGUAGUGAACCCGGCCCCGUACGCCAUGCCCGGCCGGGCACCGUAUCCAGCGGCCCCCUUCUGUCCGUACUGAGCACGUCCGGCAGCACUCCAGCAGUUAGUAUUAACAGAUACAGAGCGUAGGCCUUAAGUGUACGUAAUACGGUAGAAGCGUGAAGCGUAGAGUACGAAUCGUGAUGAAGCGACGAAGGUUAUCAGCUGCAGCAGCAGCAGCAGGCAGUGGCAAUUGGUGUUUAGCGGUGGCUCUAGCAGGGGCUCUAGAUUGCCCAACGGUUGAACCUUGGGAGCCGUGUUAAUGAGUUGCAGUGUUAACGAGAGCAAUAAAGAAGGUUGACCGUUGCUGACCGUUGAUUAGAUCCGAGUUCGGAAACGUCAUUUAAUGUGUAAAAUAAAAAAGUAAAAACACACACACA